GGUUUCAGCCCUUCAGAGUCCAGCUCUCACAGAGGCCACACCCUCCAACUCUGUGUAACCAAAUAGAUUAAUUUUAAAGUAAAAAAAUAAAACUACUCACUAGAAGUCGCCGUUUCCAUUUUGGUCAAAGCUAACGGAGUCCUUACGCUUCCUGCGCCCAACUUAAAAUCCAGUUUCGUCGCUGCUCGGAGAAGACGAGACAGCAGACCAAACUCCAGGUAACAAGAACAACCCCUCUCCCCGGCCACCACAAUAAUAUGUCUUAUUGAUGAAGUGAUGAAGGUCUUUUCUGGGACAAGCACUCAGGUGCCUCAGGAAAGCACUAGACCAUUGAAUCCAAGGCCGGCAGUGGUACCACGCCCUGGCCGCCACAGAAGGCCCAUGACGGCUCCAAAGACUCAGAAGGACAAAGCGUCUAAGAGGAAGAAAGUGUUGCUGACUAUCCUCUCAGUUGUGGUUUUACUGGGCAUACUGGCCACAGCAGCAGUCUUCAUUAAGAAGCUGAUCGACAGCAAAUACUUCUUCUGCAAGCAAUCGUUUAAGUUUAUCCCACUAGACAAAGCCUGUGACGGGAUCCAUGACUGUACUGGAGGAGAGGAUGAAAUAACUUGUGUUUCAAGCUUUAAAGUCAAUACAACCUUUCCAGUGCGUCUCACGUCUAGUCGGAAUGUCCUGCAAGUGUACAGUGCUGGAGCAGGAUGGCGGAGUGUGUGUAGUGACAACUGGACUCCGCAGCUCACACAGAGGGCGUGUAAACAACUGGGUUACACAAAUAAACCUUCUAGCACCAGUGUCCGAGUAGAGACGUUAAUGUUGUCCAUGAAAAAUGGACCAUUCGCAGCUGUCAGUUCUGGGACUACAACCACCCCCGUACAUCAGGCCACUGUAGACCGCAGUGCAUGCAAAUCUGGAUCUGUGGUCUCUUUGUCCUGUUCAGACUGUGGGAUGACAGGCUCUAAGGGACGUAUUGUCGGGGGAACAGAUGCCUUAAUCGAGGACUGGCCCUGGCAGGUCAGCCUGCAACAGAACGGCCGACAUACUUGUGGAGGCUCGCUGGUGUCACCGCGUUGGGUAGUCACUGCUGCCCACUGCUUUACUGGGAGUAAGAAGGAGCUCAGUGGCUGGAGAGUGGUGUCAGGCAGGACGUUCCUGGGCACACUGGGGGGAACCUAUGUGGAUAGGAUCAUAUUGAAUGGAGAUUAUGACACAUCACGAAACGACUAUGACAUAGCAAUGAUGAGACUCAGCAGCCCCAUCAGCGUUGGAGAGGCCCGCAAGCCGGUUUGUCUACCUCCUAAAUCCUUUGGCCUUGCUGCGGGUACUGUCAUGGCUGUGACCGGCUGGGGAUACCUUGAAGAAAACGGUAAGGUUUCUCCCUCACUCCAGAAGGCUGCUAUCCCUCUUAUAGACAAGGCCAAGUGCUCCAGCCCCACAGUGUACGGCAGUUCCAUCACCCCAAGAAUGAUCUGUGCUGGUUACUUGGAGGGGAAAAUAGAUGCCUGUCAGGGUGACAGUGGAGGUCCAUUGGUGUACUUCACCUCCUCUCAGUGGCAUCUGGUGGGUGUGGUGAGCUGGGGUGUUGGCUGUGCCCGAGAGAGAAGGCCAGGUGUCUACUGUAAUGUUGAAGAGAUGUCAAACUGGAUUCAAACAGUCAUUGAGAAAAACUCCUGAGUCUCUCUGUUGGGACAAGUAGGUGCCACGAGACCUCGGUAGAGUCAACAUGGGACAAACUGUGAAGCUAAGGCAAAGCUUUGGUUUCAGUGUAGUUGACUGAAGACAGGAAAUGAAAGGGCGAAAGGGGAAGAUGAAGAUCAUUCUCAGCAGCAAAACAGACUGUCAAAAACAGCCAUAUGCCAAAACACUGCACACAUACAUACACACGCAUUUCACACAGACUUAUUUCAGGUGUUGUUUUUUGCCAUUUCAGGUUCUUAUCUCAGGGGGAAGAGUUUUUAUGCAGUUGUUCGUCAUUGGCCAUUCUUGGGUUGUUUUUCGCCAAUUCACUCUUCAUGUGCUUUCAAAAUGGGAGUUUUACAUUAAGAUCAGAUCACUCCCAUUAGAACAUUAGGACUUGGCAAUAAUCCUACAAAAUGUUUUUACUGUGCAGAUUUUGGACCUUACCAGAAAGGCAGACCUCACACAUAAUGUACUUGAUUACUAUGUGCUACGAUUUCAGGUGUGCACUGUGAUAUGAGGGUUUGUCAAAGAAAGGGUUAACCUGUGCAAGUUUGAAGCACCAGGUAAUACCACCAAUAGAAGUGAGUUCAAUGCAUUUAUGGUGCUUGUUAAUCUAAUGUGUACGUGCCUUUUUAAAGGACAAAUGCACCUUUUUUCAGCACUGAUGGUGUUCCUGAUUCCUUAAGCACUUUAAAUGGAACAUGAGAUUUACUUGUCCUAAGUGUAUAUGCAGAUGGCUCAAUGUGCUGGAGAUUAUAACUCAGAUCACACUAUUGCAUGUCAAAGUGCCUCCAUGUUGAGUUUAGGGGCAGUCAGACAUCCAGUAGUGAACUAGAGUGUUAGUGUUGUGUGUUUAGAGUUUUUUAAUUCAUAGCUAAGAGGAUAUUAGAGUCACUUCCUACAAAUAUUAAGUGAAGUUCAUAGUCAGAUAUGUGAAUCUGUACACUCAGGUGAAACAAACAUAAAAAGUCUGCAUUUUAAUUAUUCCUUUGCAGCAAUGUAAAAAAUAUACAUAAUUUAACAGUUUGAUCUUUAAGGCCUUACACGUCAGUCCAAACUGGCACAUCUGAAUGACAGAAUCAUAGUUAACACAUUGUAAUAUACUGUUUGUUAUCAUAGACUAAUUAAACACGAGUGCCACGGUUGAUAUAAUUUGUAUAUACGGCCCAUUUUGAUGUGUUUUGUUACCUGUAAAUAAUCUGUAAAUGUAAUAAAGACAUUCUUCUCUAA
Molecule: messenger RNA, 2907 nt
Organism: Notolabrus celidotus (New Zealand spotty)
Lineage: Eukaryota; Metazoa; Chordata; Actinopteri; Labriformes; Labridae
Gene: tmprss4a
Product: transmembrane serine protease 4a
Exons: 13
Coding region: 277-1671 (464 amino acids)
Biological process (GO): proteolysis
Cellular component (GO): membrane
Molecular function (GO): protein binding; serine-type endopeptidase activity
Source: RefSeq, a predicted model, not a curated record